GGAGUACCGCUCCUGCUCCUCCGCGCGCGCGCGCGCGCUCCCGCCCUACACCCCCGUGACGUCCCGCGCCGAGGCGCUGUAGCUGUCUGUACCGCUGUCAUGGCGUCUACGCCUCUCUCUGAAGAGAAGCGGCCAAGAUCUAGAUAGAGUCGGGCUGGCGGCUCGGCAUGGAGAACAGCCCCGAGAGCCGGCAGCCGCUAGGACACGGGGCGGAGGCGGCCGCAGCGCCGGCAGCAGGGACAGCUUUUCUCGAGGGAGGGGAAGAUGAAAACAAGAACAGCGCCGGGCACAACCCUGAAGUGAAGCCGUCUGCAGAGCCUAGCAGCGCUCGCGAUGGGCAGGGGGCGGCGGCCGGCCUCGGGAGCCGCCCGCAAGCGCAUUCUCCCGGGGUCACAGCUGCGGACCCCAGACCCGGCGGCUCCCAGCCGGGCUCGGAGCAGAAACACAAGCGAGAGAGCCCCGCGGCCUCGGAGGCGGCUCCGAGAGGGCAGCACAAGGUGACCGCUGCCUCGGAGAAAGCGGAGGCCGGAGAAGGAGCGGCUCCCCCGGGGACGUGUCCACCGGCGGCUGGAGAUGCCGGCGGCCUGAGCAGCAGCAGCAGCCCGAGCAGCAGCAGCAGCAGUCCCAGCAGCAGCAGCGUCCCGAGCCCUCCCGGGGAAUCUCCGAGCCUGGAUUCCCUGGAGUCGUUCUCCAAUCUACAGUCUUGUCCCAGCAGCUCCGAAUUCUGCAGCGAGGACGGUCCCGAGCCCAAGGGCCCGGAGGAAGAGGAGGAGACCGCGUCCGGCCGAGCUGCUCCUCUCUGUAAGGAGGAGGGAGAGGCCGCCCAGGUGCUGGCGGCCUCCAAAGAGCGCUUCCCGGGACAGUCUGUGUAUCACAUCAAGUGGAUCCAGUGGAAGGAAGAGAACACGCCCAUUAUCACCCAGAAUGAAAACGGACCCUGCCCUUUGCUGGCCAUCCUCAAUGUAUUGUUCCUGUCCUGGAAGGUAAAACUGCCACCAAUGAUGGAAAUCAUAACUGCUGAACAGCUGAUGGAAUAUUUAGGAGAUUAUAUCCUUGAUGCAAAACCAAAAGAAAUUUCAGAAAUUCAACGUCUAAACUAUGAGCAGAAUAUGAGUGAUGCUAUGGCAAUUCUGCACAAACUACAGACAGGUCUGGAUGUAAAUGUGAAAUUCACUGGUGUCCGAACGUUUGAAUAUACACCUGAGUGCAUUGUUUUUGAUCUUCUCGAUAUUCCGUUGUACCAUGGAUGGUUAGUGGACCCUCAGAUUACUGACAUUGUGAAAGCAGUUGGUAAUUGCAGCUACAACCAGUUGGUGGAGAAGAUAAUUUCCUGUAAGCAAUCAGACAACAGUGAGCUGGUUAGUGAAGGCUUUGUAGCUGAGCAGUUUCUAAAUAACACAGCCACUCAACUGACAUAUCAUGGAUUAUGUGAACUUACGUCAGCAGUUCAGGAAGGAGAACUUUGUGUAUUCUUUCGGAACAAUCAUUUUAGCACCAUGACCAAAUACAAGGGUCAACUAUAUUUGCUGGUAACAGAUCAGGGCUUUCUCACUGAAGAAAAAGUUGUUUGGGAAAGUCUACACAAUGUAGAUGGUGAUGGAAAUUUCUGUGACUCCGAAUUCCAUCUGAGGCCUCCCUCAGAUCCAGAAACUGUAUAUAGAGGGCAACAAGAUCAGAUUGAUCAGGACUAUCUUAUGGCCUUGUCUCUACAACAAGAACAGCAAAGCCAAGAGAUCAACUGGGAACAAAUCCCAGAAGGAAUUAGUGAUCUGGAGCUAGCCAAGAAACUCCAAGAGGAAGAAGAUAGACGGGCUUCUCAAUAUUAUCAGGAACAAGAGCAGGCAGCAGCGGCUGCAGCUGCUGCAGCCGCGGCUGCUGCUGCUGCUGCACAAGCCCAGCAGGGCCAGCCAGCACAGGUAACUGCCUCUCCAUUAAGUGGAAGACAAUCUGGGAGUAAUGAACGUAAACGCAAAGAACCUCGGGAAAAAGACAAAGAAAAAGAAAAGGAGAAAAAUAGUUGCGUCAUUCUGUAGCAGGUGUUGGAUUCUGUUGGAGCCAAGUACUUGCCCUGAGAAACAAAACCGUGGGAUGAAAGGAAGAAAAACCGUUCCAUACCGUCUGUGCCUGAUUACCCAAUGGAAUUUGUUCGUGUUUUAAAAGGAAGAAGUUGCUACUUAGUUACAAUCAGACUCUCAGAAUUGCACAGUGUACUCAUUGUGAGCUGGAAUUCCUUGUUACACGUUGGAAGUGUCUGUAUCAUCGAUCAUGAAAAAUACCGCACUUUGUAGCUGAACAUACAAAUCACAGCAAGUUUUGUGUCAUAGUGACAUUUAUUACUCAUCAGUUAGUAAGCUAUCUCAUCUUCUGUUCUAACAAUGAAAGGAGAUAAUUGGUUUUGUCAGGUUCCUUCCUGAAAUCAAAAUAUUAGCAUAAUAAUUUUUAAAAUUAAUUUCCGUGAUGUUUUGUUUGUUACCAGGCCUAGAUAUAAAAGCAUUAUUGCCUGUAAGAAGCUAGCUCUGUUACUUCUUAAGCGCUCAAUGCUUCAAAUAUUGGAUUUUUUUUUAAACCUACAUGUAUGUAUUAGGACAUUUCCACCAUUGCCCCAUGACCACCUCUUCUUGAAGAACAUGUUCAUUUUGGUUACGGUCUCUUUGAGGAUUAAGAAUGGAGCCUCAUUUGAUUAAAAUGGGGGGAGGGUGGCCAACGUGAAGAUCUAUAUUCCUUUUUCCCACAAUAGGCAACUGGGUAUAAUAUUAACACUCUUAUUUUGUCAGUAUAGAUAGCAAUAGUUUGUGGAAGUUUAUCGUUUUGGUUUGGUUUAGCAUUCGUUAUUGUAGGUAAAUUGGACCACACAGUUCCUAUUUAUUGACCACAUGAUAAGCAACUAGUGGGAGAAAACUAGAAUGUAUAAUAGUAGUCUUAUAGAAAUGCAAAUGUAGGAAUCCAGAAUUAACUAAUAUCUGCCUUUUUUCAUGAAAACCUUGAACCUUAACGCUAAGAUUAUGUCCACUUGCCCAUUUAAGCAAGUAAAUUAAAUAUAGAUAUUUUUUUAAAAUCAUGACUAAAUAAAAAGCACACUUCAGAAUGGAAUCUUGAGAGGUCCAGAUACUCUUGUAGUCAGAUGAAAAGGCACUCAUUUGUAAUAUCACUGUCUUCUUUUAGUCACUAGGUUAGAAUUUUGGGAAACUUAUGUAGAAGCAAUCAGAUUUUCUAAUUUAUGGGAACCAAAUAAAUAUGUAAUAUCUAAUAAUCUUUAUAUAGGAUACAGAAAGAGAAUAUUUGUUAACUUUAUUAUGAGGGAAUCAUAAAUUCUCCUGUAUUUCCAGAUACAAUUAAGAAAAUAAUUAUCUUAAUAGUCUUUUUAAUGAGCUUUCUAUGUAGCAGUUUGUUUUAGUCAUUUUGGAAAAAAUUAUUGCUGCUCCAGAAAGUGUUGUGAUUCCCAAUCUAAACCUAGGUAAGUACAUCUACUUAAGAAAUUGUUCUAAGCAUCCAUCUGGAAAAUAACUUUUCUGGUUUGGGAUGACGAUAGACUGCUUAAAAGUAGUCUAGAUUUUUAAUGAUGACUCCUUUAGCUACUACCAAGUGUAAUAUAAUUUCUUAUAGAAAAAGUAGAAUCUUAUUUAUGGAAGGAAUAAUCCUCUUAGACAAAAUCCAGGGUCAAGCUGAAUCAUUAGAUUCCUCUGCAUUGCAUAUCUGUUGUGCAUUACAGAGUUCACUGUACCUUCAACUUUGCUAUACUAACAUGAACAGUUGAAGACCCUGUUUUGAAUAUAAAACUUUGAUAUACAAUGUUUUUUGGAUCUCUUGAUAACUGUUGACAAUUACACAUACAUUGACAACUUAAUAAAAUGUAUGACAUCAUUCUCUGUAGAAGCAAACAGAUUAACCUCCAUCCCAGUACUGAAGCCGUCAAAUUUGUGCUUGAUGCUAGACUAAAAAACACCAUGGUUUAUUUUCUUUACCCAAAAGAGAUCGUAACUGUGUUAUAUUGGAGUGACAAAAAAAAAUAUAAAAACAAAAAGUUCAAGAAAGUCUAAUCUAUAACUAAUGCAGAUUUUGCCACAAUCAUGUACUUAUACUUAUUUAUUGCUUUUAAAAAAAAUAAAUGUGUAAAAGUUGAUCAUUAUCUUCUAGUUCUUUCCAAAGAUAAUACUGCCAUUCUACAUUCCCACUGGAAAAUUACUCACUUAAACCAGCACCAUUAUUAUCCGAGCAAUCUCAAUAUAUAGUUAAAAAAUACUGAAGAUUUUAAUGUAUUUGUUAAUACCACAAUUUUAUACAUAGUAUUUCCAGGUCUUUCUUACAUUCCUAAAAUUCAGUUUGAUGUAUUAGGGCUAAUGAUGAUAAAAUGUUCUUUUUGAUUAGAAUAGUAAGUAAAGGGGGAAAAAUGUCCUGUGCCAUUAAAAGAUAAAACCAAAAAAAAAACCCCACCUUUUCAGAUAUUUUUAUUUCCCUUCAGUGAAGAGGUUAUCAAGAAUUUCAGAGCAACUCUAUCUUAAUUUUCAUAUUUUGUAUUUUUCUUUACAAAUUAUUAGUAUUCAGAUGUUGAGUUGUUGGUUUGGGUGUCUUUGGAUUUGAUAGUUGUAUAUAGUGGUAUUUCCCUGACAGCCUGAACUUGUAAUGACUGAAAUUCAAUAUCUUCUGCAGGUUACAACUUAAGAGAAGGUAAAAAAAAAAUCUAAACACCUUAGUUUGUGACGCACAAAGGGUCUAUUCUGCGCACAAGAAAUCCUUAUCAUCACUGGCAAAAGGAGGCAGGGCAGGGAAUAGACGAGCUGGCUGUCUUACCUGCAGACUUUCCUGCACUUAGCUCCUGCCACUGUGUGAUGCAAUGCAGACAGACAGCAGUGCUUCCAGGUUUUAUGUGUAUGUUGCAAGCAUUUAAAUACACUUUGUAGUUUUAUCGCUAAGAAUCCGUUACAUAUGUUUGUGUAUAUAUGCGCAUACGUACGUGUGUAUGCAUGCAUACGUCUCUUGUUACACCUACAGCCAGAGAAGCUCGAGUCCAAACUGCAGUAAACAUCAUGAGCCACUGGCUAAUAUUUAUAUUGUUACACCCCCAGCUUGGGAAGUGAGCACUUCCGUGUGAGAGAUGAGUACAGUUAAUGAGGCUUCAGUUUACAGCUAGGAUUUGCAACGUAUCUUUUUUCCCUAUUGCACAUUCUGUGUCCUCACCUGUUUGUCCUGUAUUAUGGACAGCACUCUUCCCUUUUAGUCUCAGUUGCUCAAGCUGUUAAUAUUAGAUUAGCUGGCUGAUCAACAUUAAUCAUUUUGGACUUAAAAGCCAUAACAUGAUGAUGUGAAUUGUUUUGGUUCCAAGCAUUUUUGUUUGUGAGUAUGAAUCAGAGCUCUAUUCACCUAGAAACAGAGGGCCUUAUUUUGUAGGCAAGUUUAAGAAAAUCUGUACAAGAAGUUGAAUGUAGACUAGGGAAAGAAAGACAGUGGACUUCAUUGAAGUGGUAGUACAUGGAGCUGUCAUAAAACUGCAGAAAAAGGGUUCAUGAUAGGAGGAUUUCCAGAGCAUUCCUUAAGCAGUCAUAAGUUUUAGCAAAAUCCAUUUUGUACUGCCUUUCAAGUGCUUUGUUUUAACAUUUUCCUGUUUGAUGUGCCAGGUCAUUCAAAGCCCACAGAAAGGAAGACUUAUAUGCUUUAUAUCAGAGUUCACUGUUAGCCACACGGUAGCUUAAUGAAAAAUCUGAUGUAAAACUUGCUAGUAUCUGAUAUUAUUUAGCGAGCCACCCAAGGUGUCUGUACAGUUUUGUGGUAGAGAAAGAGUAGUUUAGUCUUUAACAGAGUUGAAAAUCUAGAGUCCUGAGGUGUUUCGGUUCUGAAAGGUAGCCUUCUGCCUUUCUUUGGUCAAAUAGAUAAACUUCUUGUGCCUCAGUUUUAAUCUGUAAAUGGAAACAAUCCUUGUUUGUCUUUUGGACCUAUGAAUAAAUGGCGCAGUUAUAAGCACAAGAUAUUAUUUAUAGUAGUCAUAAGUAUUGUGCACUUUUAACUGAAGUACUUUUUGAGAACCACUUUCCAUUCAACUAUGUAAUUUUGGAGUAAAAUUGCUUGCUGAAAGAUUUGUUUCCAGGUCAGCUUUUUUGUGUAGUCAUAUGUGUUGUAUUAUCUUCUCUUGUUAAAAUGUUGCAUCUCCCGAAAGUAUUUAUCAGAAUGCUUUUAUACUGUGAAGGGUGCAAUGAGAGAUUGGUCCUGUCAGAACAGGGGCAUCUGGUGGAAAACAUUUAGCAACCUAUUUUUUAUUCAAAUCUCAUUUAUAGAUUAAAAAAAAUUAUGUGUACCUGCUGCCCAAUGGAAUAAAGUCAUCAAGAUGCAA
Trichosurus vulpecula (common brushtail) is the source of this 6322-nucleotide messenger RNA. It is a transcript of the gene MINDY2, whose product is annotated as MINDY lysine 48 deubiquitinase 2. Gene Ontology annotation, molecular function: cysteine-type deubiquitinase activity; cysteine-type carboxypeptidase activity; K48-linked deubiquitinase activity. The record is from RefSeq and is a predicted model, not a curated record. Gene Ontology annotation, cellular component: cytosol; cell periphery. Bases 168 to 2033 code for a protein of 621 amino acids. Gene Ontology annotation, biological process: protein K48-linked deubiquitination. NCBI's taxonomy places the organism in Eukaryota, Metazoa, Chordata, Mammalia, Diprotodontia, Phalangeridae. The transcript is spliced from 9 exons.